Molecule: messenger RNA, 483 nt
Organism: Juglans regia (Persian walnut)
Lineage: Eukaryota; Viridiplantae; Streptophyta; Magnoliopsida; Fagales; Juglandaceae
Exons: 3
Coding region: 1-483 (160 amino acids)
Source: RefSeq, a predicted model, not a curated record
AUGUCUAGAAUCGAGAAGUUUGAUAGCACAAAUUUUGGCUAUUGGAUGAUGCAGAUUGACUAUGAUCUCUACGGAAAAGACUUCAUCUUCCUCUGGUUUAGUUUUGAGGGGACCAACAAUCUGAAGAAACAAUUGUCAAAAUUGUUUAGAAUGUAUGAUUUUGGAGUUGCAAAACAAGUCAUUGGCAAAAGAAUUAUCGGAGAAAGAAUCAAAGCCACGAUGAGAAUUUCACAAGGAGAGGAUGUUAACAGAUUACUCAAAAAGUUCAAUAUGGAUAAAGUCAAACUAGUGGGCACACCAAAGAUAGACGUUGCCCAUGCAGUAGGAGUUGUGAGGUUACAGAGUACUGCAAGUUUUGUAUAUGCAAUGGGUGGUGCUGUUGUGUCUUGGGGUUCAAACUUGCAAAAGAUUGUUGAUCUGUCUACCAUAGAAGCAGAGUAUAUUGUUGUAUCUGAAGUCUCAAAGGACAUGAUUUGGUUUUAG